Molecule: messenger RNA, 1281 nt
Organism: Maniola jurtina (meadow brown)
Lineage: Eukaryota; Metazoa; Arthropoda; Insecta; Lepidoptera; Nymphalidae
Exons: 7
Coding region: 162-1157 (331 amino acids)
Source: RefSeq, a predicted model, not a curated record
AUAUAUAUCGUGUAUUAAUUAUCGUGUAGCGUGUAAUUGAUAAUGGUUUCUACUUUGUAAGCACGCAGUACUUUCAUUUUCUUUAUUAAAAGCACAACAAACAAGUGCAAGCUGUUCGCGAUCGAGAACUUAUAAUAUUAGUAUUAUAAAAAUCCAUCGCAAUGUCUCAUUCACCACGGAAGUUUAUUUCUCAUUUAACAGCUAACAGAGGAGUCGAAGCUCGAGAAUUUCAAACCGAAAAUCCUCGCUUAGAGGCUGAUAUAUCUAGCGGCGACAGCGAGCGCCGCGCGUACGCCGCGGGGGACGCGCGCGCCGCGAGCGACAACUCUGCAUCAUUCGUUCAGGUGGUGGUACACAAGCAGCGCCUGGCCGCAGCGUCGAGCCCCUCAGCAGCGCCUCAGCGCGCGCGCACCACGCACAAGCCGAACCCCCCACAAACACCACCCACCCCUCUUACGGUGGGCGGCGACGCAGCGGCUGCGCUGCUCGCGCCUGCGCUCGCUGCGCUGCAGCGUCAACUAUGGGAUAAAGUCCAGUCACUUAAUAAUGCGCCUGCGCAAGCGGCGGGGCUCUACACGGCAGCGAUGCCAGAUGUUAAUGACAAGGGCUACACUGGCAGCCAGAAAACCAUGAAAAAUACUAUAUGGAAUAAAGUCAGCCGAUUAAAAGCGCAAGAUUUGGAUUCUGGAAAAGACAUGGCCCGCAUAGAGGUGUAUCAGUUCGAACGCGGCGCGGCACUGGUGUGCACACGGCGCGAUGUGCGCGUGUCGCACGUGGAGCGCGUGGCGCGACGACUGGGACAACCCGGCGCCGUGCUGCUGCGUGAACUGCUGGGCGCGAUACGCGUGCUGAUUGCUGCACCAUUGCACGUGGCCCUGCAGCUAGUACACUGCACAGCAGACAGCGCGCGUGAUUUUCUAGGCGGCGUGUCCGAUGCGUUACUCAAGCCCCUGUUGGUACUGGCCUUCAACGCGUUGUUGCGUCCACCACUGCUGCUGGUGGGUGCAACGUGCACAGCGCUGCGUGAGGCGGUGCAUCCCGCCGUGUUACUGCUGGGUGACGCGCUGGAAGCUGCAGCACGCCCGAUUGCUGCGUUACGCCUCGUGCAUGUGGAGCGUGGCUGUGCGUGCGCUUGCCGUGCCGCUCAGCACGUUUAGCGCCACUCAGCGCGUCUAUCGCUGCCAUGAUGAAUAUCGUCCCGUUUCACCUUGUUUUAUUUAAGGUGCAUAAGACGGGUCUGCCCGCGAAAUUCAAAUUUAAUUUGGUUUUUCGCAAUUUAUA